AUGGAAAUAAUUAUGAGAGCGCAAGCAUUCGCGGACCCCGACAGUUUCGGAUACAUGACGCCAAAGAGUAAGAUUAUGGAGCUUAAUGCACACCACCCGAUCACAAAAGAGAUGCUUCGCCUUGUAGAAAGCGGAGAGGACGAUGAAAGAGCAGCCGAGCUUGGGCAUCUUGUGUACGACACUGCGCUAGUUGCAUCCGGAUAUGUAAUGCGGGACAGUGACUACAAGAGCUACGCAGACAGAAUGUACAAGUGGAUUGGUGAGAGUGUUGGCGUGGAUCCGAGUGCGCCUAUAGUGGAAGAGUACCCCGAGGAGGAGAAGGCUGACUCAGAGGAGGAGAAGUCUGAUGGUGACGCAAAUUUGAAGGAGGCAUCUAGUAGUAGCGCAGACCCUGCUUCUGAAGACCACAGUGAGGAUUCUUCUGAGGACCAUGAUGAGUUGUUGUACCGUAGUCGAACAAGAGUGGAGGAUGAGGUAUUUAUGGCUACGGUUUCCGUCUUUUAA
Messenger RNA from Chondrus crispus (carragheen), 504 nucleotides. RefSeq lists its product as hypothetical. The transcript has a single exon. Bases 1 to 504 code for a protein of 167 amino acids. Gene Ontology annotation, molecular function: ATP hydrolysis activity; ATP-dependent protein folding chaperone; ATP binding. The record is from RefSeq and is a predicted model, not a curated record. Lineage: Eukaryota; Rhodophyta; Florideophyceae; Gigartinales; Gigartinaceae. Gene Ontology annotation, biological process: protein folding.